GGGGGCGGGAGCGCGUUCUCCGCUGUAGAUCAAAGCCUAUUUUCUGAACUCGAUCACUCUCUCAGGUAGGAGAGGACAAGGUGGAGAUUCAUUCCACUGUCCGUCACAACAAGAAGAAAAAAAACGAGUUACAACACAGGCGCUGAUCGUUUACUGGAAACUUACGAAAGAUCGGACAGGAAUUCAAACUGCUUUUUACAACAACAAAAAAAGAGAACUAAUAAUCUAUGACAAGAGAAGACACUCGCAAGUGGAUUGGACUCACCAGUAACUGUUUUAUGUGCUUUUAUUUUCUAUAAGCGUUUUAUUUAUUGUGUUGUAUUAUUUUUUAUAUAUAUAAUAAUAAUGGGAAAUGGAGGAAAAUGACAGUGAGGAUUAUCGAGUCGGUCUGGGAGAAUAGUGUGUUUCCUGUUGAAUGCCGGCUCAGCGAUGCAGCGGCGGAUAAGUGCGGUGUUACCUGCGCGGACAGGUGCGGUGUUACCUGCGCGGACAGGUGCGGUGUUACCUGCGCGGACAGGUGCGGCGCUGCUCCUCUGUCUCCUCGCACUCACCUUCCCUCGAGCUCGGGCAGCAGAACGAGAGGUGAUCCGGGGUCAUAGAGUCAGCUUCAGCCCUGGAAUAUCUGGGAACUCUCUGGUUCGGCCCAAUCGGACCGGGACAGUCCGGACCCCAGAACUUUCCCUGUCCACCGUGCAGCUCUGCCAGCCUGACCAGCCGUGCACUGCGUGUGUGAGGGCCCGGGUUCGACUGGACACCAGGGUUGUUCUUCGGCUCCGUGAAGUCCACCUUCACUUGCUGGAGUUGAAGAGUAACCAUCAGAGAGUGCUGCGGGUGCUGCGCAGGGGGGGACGUGGCCAGGCUAACAGCACGUGGGACCUGGUGUACGAUCAUUUCUCCAGCGGCCACAAGGUGGCGAUCCUCCACAGAGAGAACUGGACCAGCACCCCUGGCAUGUGGGAGCUCACCUAUGAUUGCUUCGAGUCUGACGGAGGCCACAAGGUGGCAGUGUUUCUCAAGACCAUGCCUCGGAGACAGGGGCUGCAGCAGAGCAGGACCUACACUGUGGAGGACCACAGGAGAGGGCCAGUGUUCAGUUACUCGCUGGACAGAGGGAGGAAGGCUGUCACUGUGUCUGUGUUCCCGGGUCCCGAGGUGAAAGUGAGGCUCUGCUAUCGGCACCUGUUUGUGUGUGACGACCUGCCCUCGCCCGUCACUGCCAGGAUCAACACCUCGCAGUCUCUGAAUGCCACCCUCAGCUUCCCCUUCCUGGUUCCUUGUCUCUGCAUCGAGGUGUUUUAUCUUCAUCAUGAUAGCUGGAGAAGAACAGCCUGUCUGUCCAAGGACUUCCCCCAUGCCUGUGACGAUGACCUCUGGCACGCCAGUAAGUUUUUACACCACAGCUCGGAGCCCAGCGGUGUGAUGAGUCUGGAGUUCCGUCACCCCUGUCCCAUCCAGCUCUCUGCCUCCCUCUGCUGGCGGACUCAGGGCACUGCACUGGCGCCGUGUCAGGAGAUAGCCAACUCUACAAUAGAGGAACGAGACUCGGUGUUCAGUAUCUCCGGUGUAGACAGACACCCACGACUCUGUUUCAAGCUCUCCUACGGCAACAGCAACCAUGUGGAGUGUCCCAGCGAAGCAGAGACAGAGUGGAGUGUGGAGGUGGAUCCAGAGUUCCUGAGAAUACACCUGCAAAUCACCACCACUAUCCCAGCAUCCUUCAGUGCCGUGCUGUGCAGCCCCGAGAGAGAGGGGGCGGCCUGCGAUCCACAACUACCAGUGCACACCAUCACACGGCCGGCUGGUUCCAGUGAGAAGGAGCUCCACAUGAUCCUUGGAACCCGCACAGUGGGGCUGUGUGUGCAGGUUUGGCGUUCGGACUCACGAUACUUUGGGAAGAGGCUGAUCUGCCCCGAAUAUGCCUAUAGUAGGCUGGGCCUGGUUGCCACAGCGAUGCUGAUUGUAGCAGUUUCCACGGCGAUGCUGGUCUUCUUUGGUUACCGCUUCACCCGGAGAGUUCUGUCAGGCUCCCUGUGGACGCGCACGCCUGUGCUGCUGCUCUACACCGCAGACUCGGAGGAGCAUGUGUCCCUGGUGUGCGCUCUGGCCUCCCUCCUGCAGGGGGAGCUGUGCUGCGAGGUGCAUCUGGACCUGUGGGACAGCUCAGGGCUGGGGGGCCUGGGGCCGGUGCCGUGGCUGUACAGCCAGAGAGAGGCAGUGUGGAGGGAGGAGGGGAGAGUGCUGCUGCUAUGGAGCAGAGGGGGCAGGGAGCUGUAUGAGAGCUGGAAGAGAAGGGAGCAGCAGUGGCAGCAACAACCAGCCGACCUCCUGAGAAACACAGCCCCGAAAACACAGGCGGACCCCCACGGAAUCUUCCAGACCACCCUGGCCUGUCUCCACAGCGACGUGGAAAGCGGCCGAGCGGGGGGCUACGCCUUGCUGUAUUUCGACGGCUCUAAACGGGACAUCCCGGACUCCUUCAAGGGGGUGCCCAGGUUCAAGCUGCCCAGGCAGGGAGGUGGGCUGCUGCAGGAGCUGCACAGAGGGGAUCCCUGGGCUUGCUGGCUCAGGCUUGGCAUCGCUGGGCUGCAGCACUCCGAGGCAGGCAGGAGGCUGGAGGAGAGGGCGAGGAUGUGCCGGCUGCUGGAGGCAGAGAGGGCAGGCUUGACCGAGGAACCCGAAUUUGAUAAGUCAGAUGAGCUGCUAAUACAGAGAGGAGACGGGGAGAAACGCACAGGCAUUUAAAGCAGGAAAGGAAAGACCAGCGUCACCAAAAGAUCUGCAACCCCCCCUGCAAAAUGCAAGGAUGUCAUCUAAAGAAAGUGUGAAGCAAUGAGGGAGGGUCACGUCAGCAAUCCCACAUCUCCCGCGACAAGCUUUAAGGAAUAUUUAAGGUAUAGAGUAUUUACUCGCUCCUGCUCUCCUGUGAUGAGCAAAUCCUGGGUAAACCAAGGGUUAAAGCCGAGGCACCCUCCAGUUUAUUAUACAGCGCGACUUGGGCGCAUUUAAUAAUUGCACUGGCGCUUCAACUAACAAAAUCACUGAAAUCACUCAACCCAGACUGGAAAGCAAAAGGUGUUCAGUGUGCUAUGCAGGGCCCCUCUUUAUUCUGCUAGCCGUGUUGAAUUGGUAAAGGGGCUUCUGCAGGACUUGGGCACUAUGCUGUGUCAGUGUGGCCUCCAGCAGUGAGUGAAUUAAACAGCGUGUCGUGGAAUGGUGAAAUGUCACGUGGGCGCACUAUUUAUAGUAUAAUGCCUCUUUGUUCACGGCACUCUGGAAUUUGUUCACGGCAUUCUGGAUAUAUCCUCACCAUGUUGUUUCCGGGUAAGUCAUGCAGAGCGACCCGACUGGUUCUGCAGGGAGAGACACCAACACGUUUGGAAUGCUGAGCCCUUUUCGUUUUGAACCCUUUGUUUUAUCUGUACCGUGUGUUUGACUGGCUGUCUAGAAUCUCACCUGUCAUUUCCUGUGUAUGAUUACAGGACGAAAAGAAAAAACUUAACCCACUCAGGAUAGUUUCAGAGAGCCCUGUAGUGUCUUUAAGGCAGGCUCCAUUGGCUUGGAAACCUAAAUAAUGUCCAUUCAUUGAAGUCCUGCUUGCUGUUCAGCUUUUUGAUUUGAACAUUCUACCUCAUAACCCGCUCCCGCUGCAAGUAGCCAUCAGGAAACGUCUUUGCAGCUUGCUUAGUGAAAGCCGAAACGAUCGCUGUUCUGUUUUCAGUGGGAGUCGUGUUUUUGUGGCAGCUUUUAUAAUGUUGAAAAAGAAAAAGGAAAGAAAAAAAGAUGCUGCAGGACAAGCAAGCAACAAGCAAACUUUUCAAUUGCACCUGGGAACAGUGGAAUUUACAAAACAGCACCAUCGAAGAACAUGAGCAGCGUGUGCAUGUGCUCUGUGGAGACUGCUAAAUACAUUCACAAGAAGGAAACCAUUACACACUCUUUCAAGAAGUGAUUCUCUUCUGAACAUCAGUUACAUCUGCACUGGAAAUGAAACCUGUUCAUAGAAAUAGAAAAUACUGGACAUUACACUGCUGUAAGAAUGUGUGUGUGUGAGUGUGUGUGUGUGUGUGUGUGUGUGUGUGUGUGUGUGUGAGUGUGUGUGAGUGAGUGUGUGUGUGUGUGUGUGUGUGUGUGUGUGUGUCUCUGUGUGUGUGUGUGUGUGUGUGUGUCUCUGUGUGUGUGUGUGUGUGUGUGUGUGUGUGUGUGUGAGUGUGUGUGAGUGAGUGUGUGUGUGUGUGUGUGUGUGUGUGUGUGUGUCUCUGUGUGUGUGUGUGUGUGUGUGUGUGUGAGUGUGUGUGAGUGAGUGUGUGUGUGUGUGUGUGUGUGUGUGUGUGAGUGUGUGUGUGUGUGUGUGUGUGUGUGAGUGUGAGUGUGUGUGUGUGUGUGUGAGUGUGAGUGUGUGUGAGUGUCUCUGUGUGUGUGUGUGUGAGUGUGUGUGAGUGUGUGUGUGUGUGUGUGUCUCUGUGUGUGUGAGUGUGUGUGAGUGAGUGUGUGUGUGUGUGUGUGUGUCUCUGUGUGAGUGUGAGUGUGUGUGUGUGUGUGUGUGUGAGUGUGUGUGUCUCUGUGUGUGUGUGUGUGAGUGUGUGUGAGUGAGUGUGUGUGUGUGUGUGUGUGUCUCUGUGUGAGUGUGUGUGUGUGUGUGUGUGUGUGUGUGUGUCUCUGUGUGUGUGUGUGUGAGUGUGUGUGAGUGAGUGUGUGUGUGUGUGUGUGUGUGUCUCUGUGUGUGUGUGUGUGAGUGUGUGUGUGUGUGUGUGUGUGUGUGUCUCUGUGUGAGUGUGAGUGUGUGUGUGUGUGUGUGUGUGUGAGUGUGUGUGUGUGGGUGUGUGUUUCUGUGUGUGUGUGUGUGUGGCCUCUCUGUUAAAUGCAAGCAUUUAAUUUGUUAAUGUAUAAAAGAUGAUGGAUAUACAGACACAGGCCUCAAUGAAGUUGUUAUUAUGUACCUUCCCCAUAAAUGUUUCCCACAGUAAAAGCACAGGAAAGUGUGUAAUAAAGCAUAACUUAGCAGUGUGAACGCCAGAGAGAGGUAUUGUAAAGCAAACCCUAAUAAGCCAUGGUAAAUACAUAGUGUAAUAAUGGGGAAACUGCACAGUGAGCAUGCAAUCUGACUGGUAAACUGCACAGUGAGCAUGCAAUCUGACUGGUAAACUGCGCAGUGAGCAUGCAAUCUGACUGGUAAACUGUUCUGAGAGUAGAUAUACUGGAUGAAGAAAUGUGCUCCAGGAAGGAAACGGUGUGUUCCUUGAAAUGUGGGAGCGACACUGCCUCACACUGUGAGAAAUAAAACGAAAUAAAGUUUUACAAACAUAA
Molecule: messenger RNA, 5304 nt
Organism: Acipenser ruthenus (sterlet)
Lineage: Eukaryota; Metazoa; Chordata; Actinopteri; Acipenseriformes; Acipenseridae
Product: interleukin-17 receptor E
Exons: 17
Coding region: 430-2742 (770 amino acids)
Molecular function (GO): interleukin-17 receptor activity
Source: RefSeq, a predicted model, not a curated record